Nannospalax galili (Upper Galilee mountains blind mole rat) is the source of this 1027-nucleotide messenger RNA. It is a transcript of the gene Lgals3, whose product is annotated as galectin 3. Gene Ontology annotation, cellular component: immunological synapse; nucleus. Gene Ontology annotation, biological process: neutrophil chemotaxis; negative regulation of endocytosis; positive regulation of calcium ion import. Lineage: Eukaryota; Metazoa; Chordata; Mammalia; Rodentia; Spalacidae. The coding region runs from base 77 to 889 and encodes 270 amino acids. The record is from RefSeq and is a predicted model, not a curated record. The transcript has 6 exons. Gene Ontology annotation, molecular function: laminin binding; carbohydrate binding; IgE binding.
GGCGCGUCCCGGGGCGAGGCCUAUGGGCAGGGAUGCUGCCCCGCCCCGGAGGGCCGCACCGCGCACUGGUACUUGAAUGCAGAGCCGCCGCCCAGGCGUCCUGAUCAGCGGUAGGAGCGGACACCCGGCGCACAGCAGAAAAAUGGCAGACAGCUUUUCGCUAAAUGAUGCCUUAGCUGGCUCUGGAAACCCAAACUCUCAAGGAUGGCCAGGUGCAUGGGGGAAUCAGCCUGGAGCAGGGGGCUAUCCAGGGGCCUCCUAUCCUGGGGCCUACCCAGGGCAGGCACCUCCUGGGGCCUACCCAGGACAGGCACCUCCUGGGGGUUAUCCUGGGCAGGCGCCUCCUAGUGCCUACCCUGGCCCAACGGCCCCUGGAGCUUAUCCUGGAGCUCCUGCACCUGGAGCCUUCCCAGGGCAACCUGGUGCCCCUGGAGCCUACCCUGCUGCUGGCCCCUAUGGAACCCCUGCUGGACCACUGAGUGUGCCCUAUGAUCUGCCCUUGCCUGGAGGAGUCAUGCCUCGCAUGCUGAUAACAAUCCUGGGCACAGUGAAACCCAACGCAAACAGGAUUGCUCUAGAUUUCAAGACGGGGAAUGAUGUUGCCUUCCACUUCAACCCUCGCUUCAAUGAGAACAACAGGAGAGUCAUCGUGUGCAACACUAAGCAGGCUAACAACUGGGGAAGGGAAGAAAGACAGUCGGCUUUCCCAUUUGAAAGUGGCAAGCCAUUUAAAAUCCAAGUACUGGUUGAACCUGACCACUUCAAGGUUGCAGUCAACGAUGCUCACCUUUUGCAGUACAAUCAUCGGAUGAGAAAUCUCAGGGAGAUCAGCAAACUGGGAAUUUCUGGUGACAUAACCCUCACCAGUGCUUCCCACACUAUGAUCUAACCCAGAAGAGGCAGUACCUAAAACUGAAUUUAAAAUUUAUACAUGUAAAGGCUCCAUGCUCACUACGAGUGAAAAAAUUUACAUUUAUUCCUCUAUAUCAUUGUAAGCCAUUCACUUAAUAAAUAUUCUUAUGCUGAA